GGCGGAAGGCGGCGCCGGGCUGCGGGACUCGGGCAGCCGGAGCCCGCGGGCGAUGCUGCAGCUGCGGGACGCGGUGGAGGGGGACCCGGACGGGGGCCCCGCCGGGGCGGCGGCGCUCCUGGUGCCGGCCGAAGCCGACGUGCCCUUCAGCCCGCCCGGGGACUCGCUGCCGCCCCGCCAGACCCUGCGGCCCCUCAGCGUCCGCAACCCGACCCGGGGCGGCCGCCUCAAGGAGUACUUCGUGUUCCGGCCUGGAACUAUAGAGCAGGCAGUAAAUGAGAUUCGUGUUGUUGUGAUGCCCACUGAAGAUGGAGAGGUACAAAGUGUGUGGUUGCUAACAGAAGUUGACCACUGGAACAAUGAGAAGGAGCGUCUGGUUCUUAUCACUGACUGGUCCCUUCUGAUCUGUAAAUAUGACUUCAUCAGCUUGCAGUGCCAGCAGGUUACUAGAAUAUCACUCAGUGCAAUUGACACUAUUUCUGUGGGAGAAUUUGAGUUCCCACUUAAAUCACUGAAUAAGCGAGAAGGCAUUGGUAUUCGAAUUCAAUGGGAUAAGCAAAGCCGUGCAUCCUUCAUAAACCGAUGGAAUCCAUGGUCCACAAAUGUGCCCUAUGCUACUUUUACGGAACAUCCAAUGGCAAAUGCUGAUGAGAAGAUUGCAUCCCUUUGCCAAUUGGAAAACUUUAAGACUCAAUUAAUCCAAGCUGUGAAGAAGGCCCAUAAAGAGUGUCCGUUGCCAGGGAGGGCCAAUGGAGUACUAGUGCUGGAGCGUCCUCUUCUUAUUGAAACUUACGUGGGAUUGAUGUCUUUCAUCAACAAUGAGGCCAAGCUUGGCUACUCCAUGACAAGAGGCAAAAUUGGAUUUUAAAUUCAUUGUAAUCAAUCCACUUAAAGGGAAAGUGAUUUGAGAUUAGUAUCAUGGGCAAAGAGUUGGGAGAACUCAGUACAUGGCAGAAAAGAACAAAAAUGAAUAAAAUGUCAGAUAAAAGGGAUUUGUUAGUUGCAGAAUGAAUGACUUUCACAGAACAGUCACUACUGUUAUGAAGCUCAUAGAUGGCUAAGUCAGGUAUUGAGUUCAGGUGGUCACGGGGUAGUUGCUUUCUUAGAGUACCUGGAUUUAUCUUACACUGUCACUAUUUGUAUGCAAGUCUAGUGAGCAAUGAUAUUUCCUCUUACAUUUCUAGCUAAAGGUCUUUCCUUACUAAAUAUGACUUAUCUGUGACAAAUAUUCCAUAUCAAUAUCCAAUGUAGAUACGGUGCAUGUUCAUGCCUUAUAGCUAUAUUUACAUAAGGAUUCAAUUGCAAUGAAAUUAUUUCAUGUGCAGUUGAGACUGAUUUUAUAUUGGCUAAGAAGGUACUAAUGUCUAGACUAUGGUAAUCUCAGGAAUUUAAUUCAGUGUCAUGAAUUUUUAAAGAACUGUCAUUCUUUAGCAAAGACAACUAAUUCGGUCAAAACUAGAGUGUUAUGCCUUCUCCUAACCAGUGGAAUUGAACAAUUACUUUGUAAAUUGAAGUGUUUGAGUAAUGUUACUGGUCUCUUUUAAAUAGCUAUCAAACCUGAAUCUGUAUAAUUUGUAGGUUUACCUUAUUUAAGGCUUCUCUUUUCAGCCAUCUAUUAAAGAAAUAUCUUAAAAUAGAAUAGCCAAAAAUUUCAGACAGUUAAAGGAUAUCUUUGCCUUCCUAUGGAGUUACUUUUAAUGCAACAUGGGAAUGGUAGUUUUAUAAUUAAAGGGAAUUCUACUUUGAGUAGCUUUAUAUUUCCUUAGCAAAAGUGUAUUUUGUUUUGUGUUUUCAUUUAGUAAUACAUAGACCAGAUUAGAAUAGCACCAACAAAGUUUUUGUAACCUAUGUGGCCAUGUAGUUGUUGGGGAGAGGGGAAGCUUUAGUAUUGUGUUCAGUCUUAUGUAAUCUUCCAUUUAAGUUUGUAGAAAGUAAAUUCAGUAGUACAACUAACUUUAAAUGCAGCAGUAUAUAAAGAUACUGAACAGAACUACAGCAUGAGAUUACUGUGACAAGUUUCACUGUAGAUAAAUCCUUUAUACAGACUAUCUUAAUAUAUAACUUUAGCAGAAGCAUUUCUCUGCCCCUCAACAUGUUAGUGAUAUGCUGUGCAGCAGUGGAAGUGGUAUGUUAAAAUAUUUUUUUACCUUUUAACUUGAAAUAAACUGUAUGUAUGUUCUUUUUGAAUGGCUCUGGAAUGCAACCAGCUGCAUGUUCUUGUCAAUAUGGGCUCUUUUCUAAGACACCAGUGUCUAGCAUUUGUUAAUCUUGCAGUAAAGAUAAGUUUAACCAUCUUUGUUCUCUGGUUUUUAGUUGGUAGAACACUAGAUGUUGUAAAAGCAGGAAUAUAAACCCUCAUGCUUUAGGUCAUAAACCAAGCAAACUCAUACGGAGUAGAAAAAAUAAUCUGUAGUAAGUAAUUUAUUGGGGCAUCUGGUGUUGACCAAGAUGGACUACCUCCUCUUCCCCAAAUCGUUAUGGAAUUAUUACACACACCUUCCAUUCCAUCCAAUUUGAUACUCCACAUUUCUGUGAUUAAGUCUCUUUAAAACAGCUUAUGUGAAUCCUCUCCCUGAUGCUGGUCUCUUCUCACAACUAAAGCAGGUGUGAGUGAGGAGGAGACUGUCAUGGGGUAAGAAUCUCACCUGUCCUUUUUUCAAAUGCUAUUCUACACAAUCCUCUAUAAUUUAGAGGAAGACAGUUCAGGCUCUGAUACGAUACCAGCUUAACAUUUUAGUUGGUAAAGAAAACUGGUUCUCACACAGUUGCACUUGAUGACUUAACACUUAUUCAUGGCUAAAAUGAUAAUAAAAUAACUGCCUUGUCAGAACUGCAGUUACUGAUUCCUUCCAAGUAUUCAGGGUCUAACAACUAUAUGCAUUUCAUUCCAUAUUUAAUUCUAAUAGAAUAGAGCACUGACUGUAUUGAGUGACCUAAACGCAAAGACUGAUCUAUGAACUUGUACACUACUCCAUGAAAAUAG
This is a messenger RNA of Terrapene triunguis (Three-toed box turtle), 2983 nucleotides long. It is a transcript of the gene TPRG1L, whose product is annotated as tumor protein p63 regulated 1 like. NCBI's taxonomy places the organism in Eukaryota, Metazoa, Chordata, Testudines, Emydidae. Gene Ontology annotation, cellular component: synaptic vesicle; cytoplasm. The coding region runs from base 53 to 868 and encodes 271 amino acids. The transcript is spliced from 5 exons. The record is from RefSeq and is a predicted model, not a curated record.